Labeo rohita (rohu) is the source of this 2657-nucleotide messenger RNA. It is a transcript of the gene cryaba, whose product is annotated as crystallin, alpha B, a. Gene Ontology annotation, molecular function: structural constituent of eye lens; protein folding chaperone. Lineage: Eukaryota; Metazoa; Chordata; Actinopteri; Cypriniformes; Cyprinidae. The transcript is spliced from 3 exons. The coding region runs from base 289 to 834 and encodes 181 amino acids. Gene Ontology annotation, biological process: response to heat; protein refolding. The record is from RefSeq and is a predicted model, not a curated record.
AAAUAUUUUUCCAGGCUUGUGAGCAGAGGGGCAUUAACACUAUUCACAGCCCAGUGUUUGAGACUGUAUGAUCUAAGAGAGAGUGAAGGGUGAUUAAAUAGCUUUUUGUUUAAAUGAGCCAGAGGGGAAGAGGGCAGCAAAAAACACUUUAGCUCAUAACUGGAGACGAAUCAAGCGGGAAGCUGGGUAGGUAGCUGACAUAGGGUUUUUGGAUGGGCCAUAAAUAUAGGCCCACAGCAGAACAUGCAACAGAUCCGCUAUCAACUCCAGACACUUCACUGAGCUACAAUGGAAAUUUCUAUGCAACAUCCCUGGUACCGCCGACCCUGGUUUCCAGGCUACUUCCCUUUUCGAAUUUAUGACCAGUAUUUCGGAGAGCACCUACCUGACAGUGACCUUUUUUCACCUUUCUACAUGUUUUACUAUCGACCUUAUUUCUGGCGGUUUCCAACCUGGUUGGACAGUGGCGUGUCAGAGAUGAAAAUGGAUAGAGAUCGCUUUGCAAUCAACCUGGAUGUGAAGCACUUCUCUCCAGAGGAACUGAAGGUCAAGUUCAAUGAUGAUUUCAUUGAGAUUCAUGGGAAACAUGAUGAACGGCAGGAUGAGCAUGGCUCUGUGGCAAGGGAGUUUUACAGGAAGUACAAGAUCCCCCGUGAUGUAGAUCCAGGUGCCUUCACCGCUUCUCUAUCUGCUGAUGGUGUGCUGACCGUCUGCACACCACGCCACCCGAUGGACAUCCCUGAACACAGAUGUAUACACGACCGCAUUUGUGCCUCAGUGGGCCCUGACACUGCAACUUACUGCAGGCCCCUCAAUGACAAUAAUGAUAUAUAGCUUUAAAUAGGAUUUUUGUGCACUGAAAUUUCAUAAUUCUUGUUACCAAUUUCAAUAAUAAUAAAAAAAAUAAUACUAGCCUAAGUAAAAUAAAGCUUACCGAAGACAAGUAAACAGUCACAAUAGAAUUAAAAUAGAACAAAGAUACGUAAGAAAUCAACCUACUUGAAAAAUCUAAAGCACUGAACAAAAAAACAUUAUAUUGUAUAAAGUAAAUGUACAAUUUUCUUUGUCAUUUUUGAUUCAGAAAGAAAAUAUUUUAUAUUAGGCUGCUUUCGAGAAAUAGUUCACCCAAAAAUGAAAAUUCAGUUUGCGUUUCCUUCUAAUGUUGAACACAAAAGAAUAUACUGGGAACAAUACUGGUAACCAAACAGUUGUUGGUACCCCAUGACUUUUAUAGCAUGAAAAAAAAAAAUACAAUUGGAGUCAAUGGGGACCAGGAACCUUCUGGUUAUGAACAUUCUUCAAAAUAUCUUCUUUUACGUUAAGGUGAACAAAGAAAGUCAUACAGGUUGUUUAGAACAACUUGAUGCUGAGAUGAAAAUGACAGAAUUUUCAUUUUUGGGUGAACUAUCCCUUUAAGAUUUCAUCAUAAUGCCAGGAUCUCAUAUAGCCUACUAGCCUACACGUGCUUUAUCUUUAACUACUAAUGUUCAUUUAAGACACAAAUGACUGUGUUUACGAAGACACUCGCAAAGACGGACAUUUUGACACAUACCUGUGUAUCUGAACGUUUAAAGUUUAACACAAGGCGCGAAGAACUUUUAGUUUUAGUCAGGUGCUGUAUAAGCAAGUACGCGCCGCACCAGAAUGUUUAAAAUGCGUUUUUGAUAAGCUAACAUCAUGACGCACACAACGACUAACAUAUUUCUACCUGGUUAUUUCUCAUACCAAAAGCGAAUAUACUAGGCUUAUAGAGUUUUGUGUUCGAACACACAAAAAAAGCAAUACAUCAAGUUAAUAAUUAAAUUAAUCUACAGCGACGAUGAUUCCAUGUGUCCGGUCUACUUGCUUUUCCACACUUGCUUUCCACUUGCAACAUCAAGUAACAAAACAAGCCGUUUUGUAAAGCUAAAAAUAGCUGGAUGCAAUGAGACCGGAAGCCACACCCAUCAAAUUCGCAAAUGGCCACGCCUGCUUUUAUGCGAAAAAUAAGGUGGGUAUAUCCAGAUAUACACCUGUCCAUUUUGAAUGAUACAAUAUCACGCAAAACGCAGCAAGUCAGUGUUUUAGGUCAGUGAACGCAGGUUGUUAUUGGAGUUGGGUUUGGUUUGUUAUAUUUAUGGCCUACGGUUGGACGUUGUAUGUAAUUAUGUGGUUGACUUGGAUUAUGAUUGUAACUUUGGCUUUGAGAGGAAGCAGUAUUGAAGUGGGAUGUUGUGUAGCACUGGCCGCCGUUUUUGAAUUUAAUAAAUCCCCAGGUCAAAAUACUGAUAAAUGAAUGACCUUACAGCAUGUGCUCAUCUGAAUGUAAAAAAUGCUGCACUUGUUUGAUACUGGUGUCUAAACCAACAGACCAAGUCAAAUGUGUUUUGCUGAUGUUGUUGCACUUAAUGGACAGUAAUAAAGAUGACCUUGUAAACGUAUAUAUGUGAUGUUUGUGGACAUUGAUUCUGUGACAUGGUAAGACAAGUGUGCCUCAGUCAAUGGUGUAACAAAAUGCCAUGGAUCAUCCAAUUUUUGUGGAAAAAAAAAAAAACAGUGGACUGCUGAUUAAUUCAUUCAUCUUGUUUAGUCCACUGUCAUUCUCAAUGUGCUUCUUAUUUUAUUUUCCAUACGUCUUAAAGUGAUGUUACAGCUAACAAGUAAGUGUGACUGUUGCA